AUCGUAGGGCAGUACCCCCACACCUCCCGACGUGUCCCGAAGCGCUAGCCCCCGCCCUCCACCUCGCGCUCCGCAUGCCUGACACCUUCCCACCACGCCCCCACCCUUCGCCCUUUUUCCCCAUCCCCACCCCCACCAGGUCGAGCGAACCCUCACUGACCACGGGCCACCCCCAGAUCGUGGGCGCCAGGACUUGACGGCGUUAGCUUAUCGGGGACUCCGUCGUCUGCCUUAUCCACGGUUAGCUAACCGCGGUCGGGCCCGGGUCAGGCGCGCGACCGUCCGCUUUAUAAGCGCGCAGCCCUUGGACUCGUCUCCCUCGUCCCCAACCCACACACUGCCCACCGGUCUUUCUCACACAACACAGCCACACAGGGAUAUAAGCUCAGUCCACGAGAUCUCCCGUAGACCAGUGGCGAGGGAAGGAACGAAACAGAGCCCGAUCCUAGCGACAGGCCAGGGAAGAUCGCCAUGAUGAUGAUGGGCGAAGGCGUGAGCGUGCCGCCGUGGUCCCACCACGUCCCCGUGAGCGGCGUCGACGCCGGCGUCGGCGGCGACGAGAUGACGCCGUACCUGCUGGCGGCGCUGCGGCAGUACCUGCCGUGCAACGACGCCGGCGCCGCCGAGGCGGACGACGAGGAGGCGGCGGCCAUGGCCGCGGGCGUGGACGGCUACGGCUGCGACGAGUUCCGCAUGUACGAGUUCAAGGUCCGGCGGUGCGCCCGCGCGCGCAGCCACGACUGGACCGAGUGCCCCUUCGCGCACCCGGGGGAGAAGGCGCGGCGGCGCGACCCGCGCAGGUACCACUACUCGGGCGCCGCCUGCCCGGACUUCCGCAAGGGCGGGUGCAGGCGCGGCGACGCCUGCGACUUCGCGCACGGCGUCUUCGAGUGCUGGCUCCACCCGGCGCGCUACCGCACCCAGCCCUGCAAGGACGGCACGGCCUGCCGCCGCCGCGUCUGCUUCUUCGCGCACACCCCGGACCAGCUGCGGGUGCUCCCGCCCACGCCGCAGCAGUCUAGCGCCAGCCCCAGGGGCGCCGGCGCGCUGCCCGAGUCCUACGACGGCUCCCCGCUGCGUCGCCAGGCGUUCGAGACCUACCUCACCAAGAGCAUCGUGUCCUCGUCGCCGACCAGCACGCUCCUGUCGCCGCCCAAGACGCCCCCGUCCGAGUCGCCGCCGCUGUCGCCGGACGGGGCCGCCGCCGCCUUCCGCCGCGGGUCCUGGCCCGGCGCCGGGUCCCCCGUCAACGACGUCCUGGCCUCGCUCCGCCAGCUCCGCCUCGGCACGGCCAGCUCGUCCCCGUCCGGCGGGUGGGGCGGCUACCCGGCGUCCGCGGCUGCCUACGGGUCGCCCACAGCGGGCGGGCUCUACAGCCUGCCCUCCACCCCGACAGCCCUCGCCACCGCCUCCGGCUACAUGCCCAACCUGGAGCCGCUUGACGUCAGCUUCGGCGGCGACGAGGAGCCCGUGGAGAGGGUGGAGUCCGGGCGGGCCCUCCGCGCCAAGGUGUUCGAGCGGCUCAGCAGGGAGGGCGCUGUUUCCUGCUACCCAGCUGCCGGAACCGGUGGCCCCGACGUCGGGUGGGUCUCCGACCUCAUCAACUGAGGCGGCUUCGGCGGCGGGUCGGUGCUGCAUAGCAGUGGAGAAAAGGUGGUGGUAACUGGUAAGCCGUAACAGAGAAGGAUGGCAUAAAAAAAUGUUCCCCUUUGGUUCCAGAUAAUUCCGCUAAUUACCCUGUACAUAGAUAUCUAUCGCCCUGUGAAUAUUCUCGGCUGGUUGGGUGGAGGGCUGAUGCUAGGGGGUGGAUUUGUUUUGGGGUUCUUGAGGUAGCGGAAAAUUUCCAAGGAAAAGAAAAUAUGUAAGGAAGUGUAGAUGUCGUAGGCGGCGGCGGCGGCGGCGGUUUGUGCCCUCUUGUGUGCUGCGAAGCAUGGCGAGGGCCGACGGUGACGACGAAGACUGGCCGGAUUUCCAGCUUUGGUGUUCCUGUGAUUCCGCAACAAGUUCAGUUUGAUGUUGUUUCAAGUUCUUCCGUCGCCUGUGCACUAUGCAUCCGGCUAGUUGGCGAUUGCAACCUGCUUGUGGAUUACUACCCCCAUUUUGUUGUUGAUGUUGAUGUAAUCUGUUUAUUAAGACCCAGCAUUCCCCUACAGCUUAUUUUGUUGUACUUACUAUAUAUCUUUAGUAGGUGCCGAAAUCUCAGUUCACCCGCUAUUGGAGGUGAAUUUGCCGUGUAAUCUUUGGAUCAAGUAAAUGGUUUAAUGUCCGUCGCCCA
Molecule: messenger RNA, 2275 nt
Organism: Zea mays
Lineage: Eukaryota; Viridiplantae; Streptophyta; Magnoliopsida; Poales; Poaceae
Product: zinc finger CCCH domain-containing protein 2
Exons: 1
Coding region: 472-1608 (378 amino acids)
Molecular function (GO): metal ion binding
Source: RefSeq, a predicted model, not a curated record